Cornus florida is the source of this 339-nucleotide messenger RNA. RefSeq lists its product as uncharacterized. NCBI's taxonomy places the organism in Eukaryota, Viridiplantae, Streptophyta, Magnoliopsida, Cornales, Cornaceae. The transcript has a single exon. The record is from RefSeq and is a predicted model, not a curated record. The coding region runs from base 1 to 339 and encodes 112 amino acids.
AUGAUGUUGCGAUCCGGAGUCCAUCUUGGAAAAGGAAGUCAGCACCUCAUGCGUCUUGAUGGAGGAGGCCACCAAGACCAAUCACAUGAUGGUAGCAGCCACCAUCAACCUAAUAGCGGAAAUCAAUUGUAUGGUGAUGACAGUCACCAUCAUGAGCAUGGUAUGAACCAGUCACAUCAUGAUAGUGACCGUCAAUUACACCAUCACCACAACCAAACUCACCUCGGAGACGACCACCUAAGGGGAAAACAUUCCGAGCACGCAUCCCAUCAUGAGAGCGUGUCGAGGCGUGCUCCGGAAGAUGGGAAGCGUGUUGCAGCAUUAGAACAACAUGUUUAG